AUGGAUAUCUCUGUGUCUUCCAGAGAGGAAGACGGUCCGAAAGAUGAAGUCAUCCAAGGAAUGCUGAACAGCGCACGUAGUGCUAUGAAGUUGGGAAUGUUCGAAGAAGCAAUGGGACGAAUUGAUGAAAUAUUAGAGUGUGGAACCAGCGAUAUUCAACUUCUCGGCAAUAUCUACAUGUUAUACGGAAGAGUUUGUAGAUAUUUGAAGCAUGAUGCAAAGGCAUUGGAGUUUUUCGAUCACGAACUAAGUGUUAUCAAAUUGACCACGUCGUACUCAAAAGCAUGUGAUUCUUCUCGUCGUAUCACAGAUCUGGCACUCGCGAUGGGGAAGUUUUCGAAGGCUAAAAGAUGUGCAGAGGACCUGAUCGAUUAUACAAGCAGUAGAAAAGAUGGAGAAGCAUUUGUUAAGCAUGCAAGAGCUCUUCUCGUGUCCGUUUGUUUACAAGGUUACGAAAAGAAAAUGGAAAGUAAUCCGGACGAAAACAGUAAACUUCUAUCUAUUUGCAUCGACCAGAUUGAUAUGGUGAAACAGAUUAAUAAAGAACAUCCUGAUAAUACUUCUGAAGCUGAAGUUCUUAUGCUUGAAGCGAAGUGCUUUGCAGUUCGAGGACAAUUGGAAGAAGCGAAAAAAUUAUAUCAAAAAUGCGUUGACCUGUGUAUCAAAACGGAUCAAUUAUCCAUCAUUCAUCGUGUCUAUUAUGAGAUGGCUUGUUAUGCUGAAGGCAAUUUCCUCCUUUUCAAAAUCAAUAAUUUGAGAAGUGCUCUCUUCUAUGUCACAAAGUAUGGAUCAGAACGAGAGAUUGCCAAGUAUAAACGUGAAUUGGCUGCCAAGCUGUUAGCAUUCGGAAAUCCACAUGAGGCAUAUAUUCAUAGUAUGGAAGCGCUGGAAUUGAUGCGAAAACACAGUUUGAAAGAAUAUCUCAAAGAUUCAUGGCUGGUAAUUGCAAAGUGUUUGAUGGCCUUGGAAAAACGGCAACAAGCUGCAUACUACAUUAUUCUAGGAAGUAUUCUCACCCUCAAACAGGAAUCCUUUGAAAAGUUCUAUAAUUUGAUUGAUGAACUGAUGACAUCACAGAGAAAAGAUACACUAGAAGGAGAAGAAGUACGGCUGACAGUAGAUGGAUCCACAGACACAACACCAAAUGAGACUAUAACUAAGUUUAUAGUCAAAUUGGAGCACGCAACAAAUGUUGAGACGUGGCGAUCGGUUGUGAUUGGUAUACUUGAGGAACAAAACAAACCUGCAGUGGUAGAAGUACCGAAAGAAAAUGAAGAGCCAAUUGAUUUUAUGGAACUAAUUUGUAAGAUGAACUCGCGUAUGGACGAUCAGAGAACAGAAAUGCCUGCUGCGAUGUUUGCUGCCCCCCGGCCGAUGUCUUCUGCAUCUAAAAAAACUACCAAAAGUCAUCGAAUCCUUCCCGGACUUCGAGCUAAUUUAGCUAAAAUGCAAACAAUGAAGUUCGAUUCGCAAACCGUCAAUAGGUUGUUGAAGCGGUCGAAGAAAAGCAAAACGUCGCUGCAUUCUACCUCUACGCAAGGCGAUGAUACUCGAAGUGAAGAUACCACGGUGCUAUCCAAAUAA
Caenorhabditis remanei is the source of this 1584-nucleotide messenger RNA. RefSeq lists its product as uncharacterized. The record is from RefSeq and is a predicted model, not a curated record. The coding region runs from base 1 to 1584 and encodes 527 amino acids. Lineage: Eukaryota; Metazoa; Nematoda; Chromadorea; Rhabditida; Rhabditidae. Gene Ontology annotation, molecular function: protein binding; GTPase regulator activity. The transcript is spliced from 4 exons.